AUGCCAUUGCACGAAGCGGAACCCGCACCACCAACUUUAAUGUACUGGAGCAAAGCACCAAUAUGGGGAACACUACCAACUCAUAAAAUGCGUAGCCAUAGUGCGAGCGUGGUGGACAAUACCAUGAUCUGGAUGUUCGGCGGAUGCGACGACAAGGAGUUCUGGCGAGAUGUGCUUUGCCUUGAUGUCGAGACGAUGGAAUGCACGCGUCCGGAGACGUGCGGGGAUAUCCCGCCACCUUGCCGUGCACACACUGCAACACUUGUCGACCGGAGAUUGUUCGUAUUUGGAGGCGGACAGGGAAACAUGUACUAUAAUACGCUUUACAUCCUCGACACGGUUUCACGACGAUGGACACAUGUACCUUUCUCGACCGCUAUCUCCUCUACCUCCGCACAACACGCACAUACACUGUCGGGUGCUGGUGACUCAUCUCCUGCUGCUGCUGCUGCUGCUCCGGAAUCCAUUGAGGCAGGGAUCAAUUAUAGCGUUGUUGAUGAAUCGUUACCGAGACCACGUCGAGCGCAUACGACGGUUUUGUAUAAAAAUCGUCUAGUUGUAUUUGGUGGUGGGAAUGGCGCGAUGGCAUUGAACGAUGUAUGGGUGCUUGAUGUAGGUGUCCCGCCAGAGCGAAUGCGUUGGGCGAAGCAACGUACAACCGGUGCUCGUCCGUCUCCUCGUGGCUAUCAUACUGCGAACCUUAUUGGCAAUGUAAUGGUUGUCGUUGGUGGAAGUGACGGACGUCAGACUUUCUCGGAUGUUUUCUGCUUGAAUUUGGAAACAUGGCAUUGGAGCUCCGUACAUGCUGACCGAUUGUAUCGACGUCUCGCACAUACGGCGACUCAGAUUGGGUCGUACCUGUUCAUAAUGGGCGGACACGAUGGUACACAAUAUACCAACGAGCUACUUCUGUUCAAUCUCGUCUCGUUACAAUACGAACCCCGCACAACACGCGGCAUCCCACCAAGUCCACGCGGAUACCACGCUGCAGCGCUUGCAGACGGUCGGCUAUGGGUCUUUGGCGGAUACGACGGUCGUACAGCACAUGACGACGUACAUAUGCUGGACCUUGCGAGUUCAGCGUACCUCAGUCAGGUCACUGGGUUUCAGAUUAACGUUGAUUAA
Molecule: messenger RNA, 1125 nt
Organism: Fomitiporia mediterranea MF3/22
Lineage: Eukaryota; Fungi; Basidiomycota; Agaricomycetes; Hymenochaetales; Hymenochaetaceae
Product: galactose oxidase
Exons: 3
Coding region: 1-1125 (374 amino acids)
Molecular function (GO): protein binding
Source: RefSeq, a predicted model, not a curated record